Eucalyptus grandis is the source of this 1356-nucleotide messenger RNA. Its product is annotated as anthocyanidin 3-O-glucosyltransferase 7. Lineage: Eukaryota; Viridiplantae; Streptophyta; Magnoliopsida; Myrtales; Myrtaceae. Gene Ontology annotation, molecular function: UDP-glycosyltransferase activity. The transcript has a single exon. The record is from RefSeq and is a predicted model, not a curated record. The coding region runs from base 1 to 1356 and encodes 451 amino acids.
AUGCCGUCGGAGAAACAUGUCGCAGUCUGCAAUUUCCCGUUAAGUAGCCACCCCAGGACUGUCUCCAAACUCGUCUGUAAGCUUGCCGCGGCCGCCCCAAACGUCCGUUUCUCUUUUCUAAGCACGGCGAAAUCCAACGAUUCCGUCUUCCCCCCUACGUCGAGAGCUGCUUUCUUGCCGUCGAACCUCAGGGUCUACAACAUCGGCGACGGGUUGCCAGCUGGCUAUGACAAGUUGGCCAGCGAUCCACGAGUCGAAGCUGAUCUGUUCCUUAGAGCAGCACCUGUGAAUUUCCUAGCCGGUAUCGAUAUUGCAGUGCGAGACACGGGAAGCAAAGUCAGCCUUUUGCUGAAUGACGGUUUGGUAUCAUUGAUUGCAUGCGAAUUGGCGGAGAAACUGCAGGUCCCGUGGGUCGCGUUCUGGACUGGAGCUCCGUACGCUCUAUCUGUGCACGUCCACGCUGACCUCAUCCUCCAGCUGAGGCAAAACGCCGCCGACGAAGAAAAGACCCUGGACAUGAUCCCAGGACUGUCCGUCAUGCGCAUGGCGGAUUUGCCUGAGGAACUAGUGAAGGCCCCGGGCACGUCGAUGAUUUCCCGCGCGUUGCGUGAGGUGGGGAAUGUGCUCCCACGCGCAGCGGCCAUCAUCUUGAACUCCUUCAUGGAGAUGUAUCCCGAGCCCCUCAUGGCCGGCCUUAAGUCCAAGUUGAGCAUUUUGCUCUUCUUGGGUUUGAGGCCAAGCCCCCCUGCCUCAGACGAGACCGGCUGCUUGAGCUGGCUAGACUCGCAAAGCCCGCAAACAGUGGUGUACAUAUCCUUCGGGUCUGGAACCUUGACAAACCUGACGCCUGAAGAGAUAACGGCCCUGGCCGAAGCGCUAGAGUCCACUCAGACCCCGUUCCUAUGGUCUCUGAACGACCAGCUGAAGGCCCGGUGCCUCCCCAGAGGUUUCGAGGAGCGGACAAGCUCACUCGGGAGAAUUGUGCCUUGGACCCCUCAGAGGGAGGUGCUCAGCCACCCGGCCUGCGGGGCCUUCGUGAUGCAAUGUGGGCACAACUCGGUGUUUGAGAGCGUGGCAGGAAGUGUGCCAAUGAUAUGCCGGCCCGUGGCGGCAGACCAGAUGCUGACCGCGAGGGCGGUGGAGGAAGUGUGGGAGAUCGGAAUUGGAGUGGAGGGACGGGCGAUAACGAAGAGUGGGAUGGUGAAGGCGCUGGAGGUGGUGCUGAGGAGUGAGGAAGGGAAGGUGAUGAGGAAGAAGGUUGGUGAGUUUAGGCAGAGGCUUCUGGUGGCUGCUGGGCCAGAAGGGCGAGCUGAAGCUGACUUCAAGACUCUUGUGGAGCUCAUCUCUACCCUGUGA